CUAUAUUACAAUAUCCAGCAAGUGCAUUAUCACCCGUUCCGUAUUUAGCAUAUGAAACAAAUAAUGGUCCAACUAUUUUUCACGGAUUCAUAGAGACAAUAUUCGAUAAGUUUCUUGUAGUUCUUCCAGACUCUAAAACAUUAUCACCAUUAAUUUCUACUUCAUUAUCUGCAUAUACCUCAAAAUUAAAUGAGUUUUACCCAUUACCAACCGAAUUCUCUACAACUAUUGAAUUUGCAAAAUCUUUAAUAACAUCACCACAAUGGCUGAUUAACGGAACUUAUUUAGAAACUAAUAUUAAUCCUUAUAUUUCAGGAUCUAGCAUUUCACAUGUUAGCUUUGAUAGUUAUACUAACAGCGAAGAUUUCUUGAUGAGAUUUAGGCUGGAACCAGGAUUUACCAUUGAGAGUUUAAUUUCUAAAGGUGGAAAUUAUCAAAAUGGUGAUGAAUCUGGAGUUAUUGGUCCUAGAUUAAGAUCUAUCAUGGAAUCUAUGGG
Molecule: messenger RNA, 496 nt
Organism: Racocetra fulgida
Lineage: Eukaryota; Fungi; Glomeromycota; Glomeromycetes; Diversisporales; Gigasporaceae
Source: the annotation of a GenBank genome assembly